Gossypium arboreum is the source of this 470-nucleotide messenger RNA. RefSeq lists its product as uncharacterized. Gene Ontology annotation, cellular component: endomembrane system. The transcript has 2 exons. NCBI's taxonomy places the organism in Eukaryota, Viridiplantae, Streptophyta, Magnoliopsida, Malvales, Malvaceae. The record is from RefSeq and is a predicted model, not a curated record. The coding region runs from base 47 to 358 and encodes 103 amino acids.
AUUCUGGAGUGGAGUAAUCAUAUUGUUCUAGAGAUCUUGGCAUUGUAUGGCGUACGUAGACCAUGCCUUCUCCAUAUCCGACGAGGACAUCUUGGUGGACACCUCCUACGCCGUUAACAAUCGGCCUCCAAUCAAGGAGAUCAGCCUCGCUGUGUCUCUUCUCGUCUUUGGCACGCUUGGGAUCAUAUUGGGUAUCUUCAUGGCCUACAACAGAGUUGGGGGGGACCGAGCCCAUGGGCUCUUCUUUACAUUACUGGGCUGUGUAUUGUUCAUUCCGGCAUUCUAUUAUACAAGGAUUGCUUAUUAUGCAUAUAAGGGAUACAAAGGCUUCUCCUUCUCCAACAUUCCCCCUGUUUAGUGUCUUCCUUCUAUGUACAGAUCUUUCAUUUAUCUACGUUUCGUUACUUGUUUGUGUAUCCAGAAUAACUUUAAGAGUUUAUAUUUUAUUUGUUCGUAUUAGAAUUGUGAGC